AGAGUUAAGAUCUGCUCUGAACAUUUGCAAGCUUGUAGCUUAGUUAUAUUGACUUUUUGUAUUCAUGCGUUUGGAUUGAAUAUUAAAAUUGUGAAUAUUGUAGCCUACUUACAGAAGCUCAUCAUUUCGCACCAGGACAAUACCAUCGCUCAGGGCCAUUAAUGUUUAGAUUCUGUUGGAGGAAGAGGGUGGAGGUGUCUGUCCUAUAGACAGCAGGACCGGACCUAAAAGAUAACCGACCCUAUGCCUGUACCACUGAAUCAAUGGAUGACAGCUGUGACAGCUUUUGCAAGGUCAAAGUCUUGCUGAACCGCAGGCUGUGGGCAUUCCAGUGGGCCGUUGAUCUGAGCAUUGACUGCCAGCACAUACAGCAGAGUAUUCAACAGUAAAGGUCAGUGUAAGAAAAAUGAAAGCAUUUUUAUGGGGUCUUUUGGCCCUUGUGCCCAUUCUAAAAGCUCAGGUGCCACACUGGGGGCCAUGUCCAGAGCCUGCUACCCAACCUGCCUUCAACUUGAAGAAGUUUAUGGGGAGGUGGUUCGAGAUCGCCAAACUUCCAGCACAGUUUGAGCGAGGGCGAUGCAUCGAGACGAACUUUACUCUCAUGCUGGAUGGAUCUGCCCGGGUUGUGGGCUCCGAGAUUCUUAAAGGAGAGUUAAAAACAAUUGAAGGGACUGCUGUGGUGGAAGACAAAAGAAAUCCAGCAAAACUUGGAAUCAGUUUCUCUUACGUCUUGCCAUACACUCCAUACUGGAUUCUGUCUACCGACUAUGAAAACUCAGCACUUGUUUAUUCAUGCACCGAUGUCCUGAGAUUGUUUCACGUGGACUUUGCUUGGAUUCUGGGCCGCACCCGAUCACUGCCCGCUGCCACCAUUGACCACGGCAAAGAGGUUUUUACCAAUAACAACAUCGAUGUGAGUCGAAUGAUCUUGAGCAGACAGCAGGGCUGUGACAAAGACCUUUAAACGAAAGCCAAAAUUAAACUCCUAUGCUUUCAAUAUUGAGAUGUGGUGGGUUGAAGGUCCUGGGAACAACUAAUAAGAUAAUUUCUGUAUUCAUAAUAAACAUCACAUGUACUCUCAAAGAAAAAAAAACAUGCAAUCUUGGAUUUAUAUAAUUUAAAUCUAUUUGUGCAUAAUUGAAAGCUCAAGUUUUCAGAGGAAAAUAAAUGCACUGCACUAAUAAAAACCACGAGUUGUGUACCAA
Misgurnus anguillicaudatus (oriental weatherfish) is the source of this 1205-nucleotide messenger RNA. The record is from RefSeq and is a predicted model, not a curated record. NCBI's taxonomy places the organism in Eukaryota, Metazoa, Chordata, Actinopteri, Cypriniformes, Cobitidae.